GAACAGUCCAGUUCACGAAAACUUUCGGCUCUCACAAAAGACCGCCGUAAGCUCAUCCAUGAAUUUCAUCCCACCAAACAAAGGCGGAGUACCUUUCAUAUCAAAGCCGUCAGGUGACCCUCAACGGUCCAUUCCACAUUUUAAGACAACACAACCGAUGCUAGAAUACACAGUUUUAGAGACCAGAAUACCAGCGAAGAAGAGCGAUCUGAAGUGCAAACAAAACUUCUACUUGAAGGAUACACUGGAUGUUUCAACCUCAUUUACAUCAAUCAUCGAAAAUGAUUGUUCCACACCCAAGUCCAAUGUAAUCAAAUCAGGAACUUUAAAAGAUACGUUCUCAGUUGGCCAAGCUAAGCCCGAAACAGACCAAGGACUUGGUGGCGGGAAACAUGCACCUACACCCAACCUUGUCAACGAGCAGACACCUGAUCAUCCUGAUUCCCCAUCCCUUGUCAUUUGCGACUCUCCAUCUUCUGGGAAAGCAGUUGUACAGUUUCGUCGAAGAACAUUCGAUUGCUCAAGGCAAAAACACAGAUGCAGUACCUGUAGCAGCACGUUUAAUACGGAGAGAGCAUACACAAGACAUAUGGCCACUGAACACAACCAGAAGAGGACCCAUAUCUGCAGUUUCUGUGAGAAGGGGUUCCAGGACAAGUUCGACCUGAAAAGGCACUACCGCACUCAUACAGGUGUAAGGCCUUACAAGUGCAGCAUCUGUCCACGCACCUUCACCCAACGAUGCUCUCUGGAGACCCACAUCAGCAAGGUCCAUGGAAUGCCACUAACCUUCGGCUUUAAGGAGCGACGAAAGAAGAUUUACGUGUGCGAGGACUGUGGGGAUUCUGUCAAGGACGCGUAUGACCAUUACCUUCACAUGUGGAUCUCACACUCUCGCCUGGCGAUGCCCAAACGUCUUCGACAUAAAGUGAUGCACAAGAUCAGAAAGAUCAGUCAAGAUGGUAAUGUUAAAAGCGAGGAGCAACUUUUGGCAGACAAUAUGGUUGUCACCCAGGCGAUUCGUUGUCUUCGAGAUCGCGUACAAUCUCAGGGUUAGGGUAUUUUAAUACGAGAUUCUGUAUUUGUUACCUCAAUAUGUAUUACCUCCUCAAGAUACCUCAAGAUUUGAUAAUAGUAUUAUUUUGACCACUAUAAAGUGUAAUCUAAAAUGUUUAAACGAUUUCUUUAAAAAAUGGUUUGUUUAAGUUGAAAAUCAGGGCUUAAUCUUUUGUAUUUAGGGCUUAUUUGAAAAUUGCGUUACCAUAGGUGAGUUACUUACUCCAGUAGCAAAAAGUAGAUUUUGAGCACACCUGGGGGCAAGAGCUCAGCGUCCGUUGUAUGGUUAGAUAUCCAGUUGGGGUUGAGUGUUAGAGUCGCGUUAGCCAUGAUGGUGGUGUUAAAAGUGAGGAGGAACUUUGGGCAGAUUAUAUGGUUGUCAUCCAGGCAAUUCGUUGUCUUCGAGUUCUCGUACAGUUUCAGGGUUAUGGUAUUAUAAAUACAAGAUUCAGUAUUGGUUACCUCAAAUUCUAUUACUGCCUCAAGAUACCUCAAGAUUU
Molecule: messenger RNA, 1556 nt
Organism: Lytechinus variegatus (green sea urchin)
Lineage: Eukaryota; Metazoa; Echinodermata; Echinoidea; Temnopleuroida; Toxopneustidae
Product: transcription factor Ovo-like 2
Exons: 2
Coding region: 59-1057 (332 amino acids)
Biological process (GO): epidermal cell differentiation; regulation of transcription by RNA polymerase II
Cellular component (GO): nucleus
Molecular function (GO): RNA polymerase II cis-regulatory region sequence-specific DNA binding; DNA-binding transcription factor activity, RNA polymerase II-specific
Source: RefSeq, a predicted model, not a curated record